Molecule: messenger RNA, 2200 nt
Organism: Brassica oleracea var. oleracea
Lineage: Eukaryota; Viridiplantae; Streptophyta; Magnoliopsida; Brassicales; Brassicaceae
Product: pentatricopeptide repeat-containing protein At1g73400, mitochondrial
Exons: 1
Coding region: 203-1852 (549 amino acids)
Molecular function (GO): protein binding
Source: RefSeq, a predicted model, not a curated record
AUGCAUGCCUACCAAGUACCAAUUACGUUUCAUUUGUAUAUAGUCUUUGAAAAACGUAACAGGCCCAUAUGAUUUAAAAAAAAUGUAACAGGCCCAAUAGAAGAAGGCCACUAAUAACUUUGAAAGCCUCUCUUCUCCGUCGCCGUCCCUUUCCACUGCUUCGUCUCCUACAGCGUCUUUAACUGCAACCCUCAUUUCUCCGAUGAUGCGAAGGCUGGUGAUCUCCUAUAUCCUCCGCUCUUCAUCCUCCUUCCAUCUAUCAACACCACCACCACCACUAGAAAGGUCCACACUUCUCUCUCAUCUCUUAACCUUCCCUCCAAAACCGAUCCCAAUCUCGACCCAAUCCUCCUCCUCCACGACUCUGUUAUCCUCACCAAGAUCAAACCUCCACGAAGCGAGAACACAAGGCUCCAAUCACGCCGUCGGAGUCCUCCACGAAGCCAUAACAUCGAACCCAAACCCGUACGACGACCUCGAAACGGCCCUAUCCCAAACCGGCGUCGUUUUAACGACCCCAAUAGUCUCCAAAAUCCUCCAGAGGCUCCAAUUCGAGGAAAAAACGGCCUUUAGAUUCUUCACAUGGGCCGGACACCAGGCCCAUUACUACUCCCACGAGCCGUCCACUUACAACGAGAUGAUCGACAUCUUGUCGAGCACCAAGUACAAGAACAAACAGUUCAGGAUCGUGAUCGACAUGCUCGACUACAUGAAGCGAAACAACAAAGAAUCCGUACCUGCAGACGUAAUGCUAGAGAUUCUCAGAAAGUACUGCGAGAGGUACUUGACUCACGUUCAGAAGUUCGCUAAACGGAAACGGAUCAGAGUCAAGACGCAGCCUGAGAUCAACGCGUUCAACUUUCUUCUCGACGCGUUGUGCAAGUGUGGUCUUGUCAAAGAAGCUGAAGCUUUGGUUAGAAAGAUGAGGUUUAAAGUCAAACCCGACGCGAGUACGUAUAAUGUGCUCUUCUUUGGUUGCUGUAGAGUUAGGGAUCCCAAGAAGGCGAUGAAGCUGAUGGAGGAGAUGAUUGGAGCUGGACAUAAGCCUGAGAACUUCACUUACUGCGCGGCGAUUGAUGCUUUUUGUCAAGCGGGGAUGGUGGAUGAGGCCGCUGAGCUGUUUGAGUUUAUGGUUACUAAAGGCUCUGCUGUUUCCGCCCCCACGGCGAGGACUUUCGCAUUGAUGAUUGUGGCUUUAGCGAAGAGUGGUAAGGAGGAUGAAUGUUUUGAGCUGAUAGGGCGGAUGAUAGCCAUGGGGUGUCUUCCUGACGUGUCGACGUACAAGGAUGUGGUUGAAGGGAUGUGUAAUGCUGGAAAGGUCGAGGAAGCGUAUAGGUUCUUGGAUGAGAUGGGUAGUAAAGGGUAUCCGCCUGAUAUAGUCACUUAUAACUGCUUUCUUAGGGUGCUGUGUGAGAGUAAGAAGAGCGGUGAGGCGGUUAAGCUUUAUAAGAGGAUGGUUGAGACGCGUUGUGUGCCUAGUGUUCAGACGUAUAACAUGCUGAUAUCGAUGUUUUUCGAGAUGGGGGAUCCGGAUGGUGCUUAUAGUACGUGGAGGGAGAUGGAUGAGAGAGGCUGUGGUCAGGAUGUUGAGACUUACUGUGCUAUGGUGAAUGGGCUUUUUGACUGUGGGAGGGAGAAGGAGGCGUGUUUUCUCCUGGAGGAGGUUGUGAGCAAGGGGAUGAAACUGCCGUAUCGAGCGUUUGACUCUUUUUUGAUGCGUUUGUCCGAGGUUGGGAACAUCAAGGUGAUCCAUAAGGUUUCUGAGCAUAUGAAGAAGUUUUAUAAUCAUAGUAUGGCGAGGCGGUUUGCGCUUAGUGAGAAGAGGAAAAGUACAAAGCUCAGAGGGAAGUAAUGGGCACUGGAAAAAAACAGUUUGACCAUAUAUGUCAUAGAGGCAGCGAUGCAAAUGUUCUGGGAGGAGCUCUUCCAGAUGAUGAUCUUGCUAAGUUUCGUUGAUUACUGUCUCCAGUUCUGGACCAAAGAUUCAUUCUCUCAGAAGCAAUGAGAGCUUAUCAAGGUCAGUUGUCUAAUAGUUAUGUUGGUUUCUUUGGGAAUGCUCUCACAGCGCAUGGUAUGUUUUAAAGUUAUUGUAUUGACUAUUGCGUACAUAAACGGAAUGUUUGUAUGAUGGUUAGCAUUACAUUAUGUAACGUGGAGAGGUCUGUUUUCUUCAUGUUCAUUACUAUUCUGCUUCUUUUGA